Messenger RNA from Lineus longissimus, 7607 nucleotides. Its product is annotated as paired box protein Pax-5-like. Lineage: Eukaryota; Metazoa; Nemertea; Pilidiophora; Heteronemertea; Lineidae. Gene Ontology annotation, molecular function: DNA-binding transcription factor activity, RNA polymerase II-specific; RNA polymerase II cis-regulatory region sequence-specific DNA binding. The transcript has 18 exons. Gene Ontology annotation, biological process: anatomical structure development; regulation of transcription by RNA polymerase II. The record is from RefSeq and is a predicted model, not a curated record. The coding region runs from base 803 to 2818 and encodes 671 amino acids.
GUAUUGUGAUACGAAAAGAAUUGGGAGCACUUGUGUGUUUAGAAGUUACCAAUGCUGUAGUGUUGUAUGUUGAAACAUGCAUAGUAAGUCCACAAAUCUAAAAACAAACACAGACUUCCCUUGGAGUAGGCCAAUCUGUCGCGAAUUUUGGAAAUAUGUUCCGGAGUGUUGAUUGGCGAAGAGGCGUUGACUGUUCGCGUAAUUAGAUUGGGAACUUUUGCAAACUCGCAGUUUUAGUGAGGAUAUCGACUCAACUCCCUCGCGUUUCGAAGAAAGUUCCUCACUUCUCGAAGUGUCAUCUUCUCUGCAAGGCUUCCAGCACAUGUCAUCUAACCACGUCUUGCAUAGUGAUUCACGAUGGGACUCAUCGCCGCAUUUUAGCAUUACAAUGGCGCGAAAAUGGCCUCCAACCAAUAGCCAACUUUUCACAUGAAUAGAAAGAGAACUGUGUGUGCAAUCUAUAUCCACGAUGGGUAGCCAGGAUUAUAUCCGUCCGCACGCAAUUUCUCUCAAGUUGUUCCUCUCGUGACUGGAGACCAUUCGUGCUUACUCGAUACCUACUGUCGAGUUCCCAUCCCCUCAGUUGUGAUUCCUGCCUGUCACAACCUUCACGUCGGGUCGAUAGAGGCGAAAGGCGCGUCCUGCCCUCCUCCGUCCAGGACCUACUCUCCCUCAGGAGGACAAUUGACGGCGGACAUUGUUGGUUAAGAGAAGCGUCCCGGUUGGUUAGCCACGGAUCAAACAGUCCUCGCUCUGUGCCCAAGUAUAGUAGCACUUGCCAUUUGGAUAUCUACAGACCGCCAUGGAACCAAUACCUGCAGCAGAACCAGUCAAGCCGAACAUGUCUCACUCCAGUAAGCUCACAGAAGAAGGGGCUAUCGACAUGUCAGAGGCCAGCAAGGCAGAACAAAUGGAGACCCAUCAGUAUCAACCGCACGCAGUAUACGUUGCUGCCGAUGUUAACAGUAACGUUCAGAAGGUUCGCUAUACUGAGUUAGAAAGUGAAGAGGCACAUGCGCUUCAGGACACAGACAUGAACAGCAAUUUGAAAAAGGCCCCAUAUCAUGAACUGGAGACAAUAGGACAGCCGAUUAGCUUAAAGACAGAAACCCACCAUUUGGAGAAUGUACCUCAACACCUCAUCACACCACAGGGCUUCACAACCAACUUGAAAAAGGUGCUAGGAAUGGAAUUCGAUUCGUCAAAAUCGGUGAAAUCACAAGCAAUGGUUUACGGACUGGAUCCUUGUUUUCCAAACAUCCCCGGUUUUGCCCAGCAAGGUUGUUUUGCGCAGGAAGGCCAUGGGGGUGUCAACCAGCUCGGAGGGGUCUUCGUCAACGGGCGGCCCCUACCCGAUGUGGUCCGGCAGCGGAUUGUGGAGUUGGCCCACCAAGGGGUCCGGCCGUGUGACAUCUCAAGACAACUCAGAGUAUCACAUGGAUGCGUCAGCAAAAUAUUGGGAAGAUAUUAUGAAACGGGGUCUAUUAAACCCGGUGUGAUCGGUGGUUCAAAGCCCAAGGUGGCUACGCCGAAGGUUGUGAACGCCAUUGCUAAGUACAAGAGGGAGAACCCGACUAUGUUUGCCUGGGAGAUCCGGGACAGGCUGCUGGCUGAAGGGGUGUGUGACCAGGAGAACGUGCCUAGCGUCAGUUCCAUUAAUAGAAUUGUACGAAACAAAGCUGCCGAAAAGCAUAAACACAACCCAGGCUCCCCAAGCGGUAGUCCAGGCCUGCCACAGACGCCUACUCCCAUGGAUGCCUUACUAGCCCAGCAGAAAGCCGGCUCCUUCUCCGUCAGUGGAAUACUCGGGAUGCAUACUCCCAAUGGUGCUGCUGCCCCUGUCCAACAGUCCCCUACCGGCGAGAUGUCGAACAAGCGGAAGCGAGAACCGGAAGGUGUGACUAACGGCCACAGCGACACAGAGAACCAUAACAACAACAACAACACAAAUACGACGAACAACGAAGAGCGACGCCCGACGUCUGCGGAGGAAUUAGAACAACAAAUGUGGUAUCGACGACAAAUUAAAAUGAUCCGGACGUCGGAUGGUGAAGUGGCCGCCCCAAUGUCGGGCUCUUUCCCUAUGCAAUACUCUUCAGUCUCGGCCUACGUACCCUCAACCACAGCAGGCGACGCGAAAACACCAGUAAACUACAACGCCACGGUGCCAAAUAUGGCCGGAACGAUACAACAUAUGAACUCACCAAGCGGAACGAAUUCGGAACAGGCCAACUCAAACAGCGGACAUUACAGUCCUCCCAACAGUGGUACAUACACCUGCUUGACCACGGUUAGUGAGCAAGACGUCAAACCCGUCAUUUCGUCAGAUGGAUCUGUGCGAAUCGCGUCGGAACGCUAUGAUACCGAGACCAACAAUGACACCCCCUCCCCUGCUAAGGCCGAUACCCCUCAUUCGGCGAAUUCAGACUUUACGGAAUUGAAGCCAGUCAACACGCCGUCAUAUUCCAAUGUUUCUGCAUUCCCUCAGUUUUCAUCAAAUACGACGCCGUACGCAAACCCCGCACACGCCGCAUAUCCUAACCAAGUGGGCAGUAUUGUACCCCAAAUCAUGAUCCCAUCGUCGGGGUACCAGACGACAGGAAUGCCUAGUAGCGAAUACUCAUCGUACCCCAGUGGUUACACGGCUCAGUACAGCUCAAGCCCAUACGCAGAUCCAGCCUGGUCAGCAGUACGAUACGCACCGUCUAGUGGACUUUUAAAUCCUCCUUAUUACCUCACUCACAGUCACGGCGCCCCCUCACGGUCGGGAGAACCAGCCUCAGUUGCCACUUCGUCAUACAAGGCAGAGCGGUGUUAGUAUUCUCGGAAAAAUCUAAAGACUAUUUAUAGGAACAAUAUGGCGGAACGCGGCGGCCAUUUUGAAUCGUGUGGAUUCGUAUGCGCGUCCGAAAGGUUGACUCUAUCUUAAUGGUUAGGGCAAAAACUUUUCAAAAGCAAUACUCGGCCCUGACCAUCAGUAUUUGUAAUCGAGGUGGCGGUUACACUAACAAAGUGAAACAUUAGUGCAAACUACAGAUAACUAGUAUUUCUCUCACGUGUGUCGAAAAGGAACACAAGUAGGAAAUGUAACGUGUCGACUUCAUUGGACCUUCAAGAUUAGAUUAUUUAGUCGCUGUUACUAUAAACCGCCAAAUUUUUGCGGUGCUUUUAUUUUCGUGGAUUUCGCCAAAAAAAUUAAUUCAGGAAAAUAAAAAUCGCCAAAAAAAGUUUUUCAUUAGAAAAAAACAAUAAAUUUCUUCGUAAUCCGCCAAACAAAAAUUGUGAAAAUAUCAGAAUUUUUUGCGAGGCGCGAUCAUUUGGCGUUUUAUAGUCUUUGCCAAAUUUUAUGACAAACUGUGUCAGAUAGUCCUUUUAACAAUAUACAUGUAGGUAGCUUUUCCCAGUUGAGGAAAAUUAACAUUCCUAGUAGCUUUCAAGUGAGAUAUUUGAAUGGAACCUGAUGAAUGAUACAGAAGGAUGGGGGGGGGGAUAUGUGUUUGAUUAUCAUCCUCAAAAGCUUUGGCGUUACAUGUAUUAUAGAAUGCUUUCUAUCCUCAUUUGGUUUUGGUUUGAGUUGGUGAUAUUUCAUCGGCCAGAUCGACCGUGUCAUCUAAAAUAUAAGUUACUUGACAGAAAAUUAAUUGAUUUUCCAAAUCAAAUCACCGUCACAAUACAUUUUUUUCUGUGGAGCAGUCGUGUGUGUACUCUCGUGUGUGGUAAGCGUCACGCAUGAUGCGUUCCCACGAAUAUGGCAGCGGCAUCGCACGACUGAAUGCCUAUGGAGCGCCAACGGUGGAGAACCAGUGCAUCCCCUUCUUUGGAAGCACUUAGAGCAGUUCGUUGCACAUGGCCAGCCGUGCUUUUUUCUAAACCUUAAGAAAGAUGUAACUGAUUGUUUACCUACAUAUGUUGCUGUCAAGAAGAUUUCUAUUUAUCAUCAAAACGACACUGAUCAUAAUCUGAUUGUGUAUUUUUUCUCAGAUCCUGUUACGUUUGUGUGAACCCAUAAAACUUAAUUCGGGCAUGAUGGUUGACCUUACCUCCGGCUGAAAGUCACCUAGAAGUUGUAAUGUUCAAGAGAAUAUACAUUGAUAUUGUUAAAAACCAAACGAAAAAAAAGAAAACAUAGUUGUCAAGUCGUUGAUGGGCCCCGACUUAAACAUUGCCGAAACCGAACUAGUUUCAACAGGUUUUAUGCAUCUAUUCUUAACCUAAUUCACUCAGCUUUCCUUAUGUUUUGGCUUAAUCAAUAUGACUAUGCGGUCAAAACUGCCCAGCAAAACUUUUCAUUUUGCUAAAGUUUAUCUACUCUGAAGUUUGUAGACCCAUGACAAAGUUCUGUUGGACACUGCAAAAAAUAUCACUCUAAAUUUCUAAACAUGUAUUUUUAUAUAGUUGAGUCAUUUCAUUUCAAUUUCGAUUGCAUCUUGCCACGUUUAAACAUGGAUUGUACUUCCUUGUGCAAUGAUUUCAACCUUCAAUUACAUACCAUGACAUUGCUUCAUCAUCAGCUCACUCAAAUAAGGCAGUAUAUCAAGAGAUGACACUCAUCCUCAACUUGUCAUUAUGGUCUUAUCUAACAGAUAAUCCUAAUCCCCCUGUUAAUCCAAAAUUUGUGGCGCCAGAGGAAAUGUACAGUGACUACGCAUACUUGUCAUGAUUUGUUCGAGUGGUUUAUGAUGAUCGACCAAAUGAAAGUAUUCUCUCAUAUGCAAAUGUAAUCUGGCCCGAAACAAUUAGCUGUGUUGGGUCGCCGGUCACGUUCGUGAGAUCCGCUCGAACACGUGUUUCGUUGUCUGGAGUCCCGCGGACAAUAGACUACAAACGUUGCUGUUUUAGGGGAAGACAUCCUCCUAGGUCGUGAGUGGUGCUGUCGCGUGACCAUUGUACCAUUUGAUCACCAGAGAAGUACAAUAUGCGUAGAUGAAUCCCGCAUUGUCUUAAUGUAAUCUGAUAUAUAGCCCCAAGAAAGGUUUCAAGCGUCGAAUUAAGCAAAUUGAAAUUUAUGACCAUGUGCUCAAUUGAACAGAAGUUGGUCGGAUUAUAGAAUGAGGGUAUGGAGGUCGAAGGGCAAGGGGAUAAAAUGAAUGCUAAAUUUUAUUUAGCCUUAGUUGAAACCCCGGUUAUAUUUUCUGAUACUUCAACCAUGCAAGCAAUGUAUUAAGGGGUCACCUGUGCCGUAUUUUCCGUGCCCUUUUUUCAUCUUGGCAACAUCUGGAAAUGGAUUGACUGGAAAAGAUCGCUAACCCAUAGUUUUAAAUUAGCAUUAAUAACAUAAGAUCAAUGCAGUUUAUAUUUCAUUGGUUAAAGAGAUUCCUUUCUCCAUUGUGGCUUAGGUGUUUUAAGUACGAAAAGAUGCACCUGACGAUCUCCGGAAUCGUUUGGUCAGAUCAAGAAAAAAUACCUUGGAGGAACUGCCAUACCCGGCUGCCAUAAAGGGGGCACUAGGCUCAUCAUCGGGUACUGCCAUGCCUGGCCCCAUAAAACAUGCACUGGACGCAUUAUCGGGAUCACUCUUCAAUAGACCUCCGCGAAAGCAUAUUCACAUGCAUGUCCAUAAUGAGUGAUUUUCACCAAUAUUGCUUAUUAUCUCCUGUAAUAUCAAUACCGUGGUCUAUUCUAUUUCUGUUCUUUUCAACCCCAAAAGACAAAAUUAGUUUAUCCCGCAUAAUUUAUUCCGAUUCACGUUUUACAGUUCUCCCAUUUCUAGUAUUCCAUUCCUUGUCUCGUGACAGUAUUGUAGACAGAACUGUUGAACCUACUGGAUGGCCUGAUGCAUCGUUUAUCUUCUAUUGUAUCGCUUGUCAUCCCUCCAUGAUAAGCAUCGCUUCAGAAGUGUCGCACUAAUCACAUAAAGUUUAUUUUAAUAGUACAUUCCUCUCGAAUCAUAUCAUUUUGAAUCUUACCUUUUUGUAACAAAAAAAAAUAUUUAAUGAGAUUAUUACAGGCAUGACCAUGACAGUACCACAAGUAGAUUAGGAUUUGACGUAGCGUCAGCCAUUUUGCCCAAAGAUCACGUGACCUUGGGUAGGGUGACGCUGUUUUGUGAUGUGUAAGUCAUGCAGCAUGACUUACAAAAUAGUAAUAUUCUUUAGUAUAUUUUCUGUAUCUGAUUGACAUAUGACUACCAUCAUAUCCCUAUGUCUUCAAAAAUAUUUCGAACCAAUCAGUUUCUAUCAAUAGUGAUUGUAUUCUUCUGUGAGGACAAUUUACGUCCUUGACCUUAGUGUUUGUCCUUGACCUCAUUAUCAUAUGUCAUUCAGACGACAGAAGGAGAUAAAUUCCAAAGGAAAUAUUUCUUGCCAUUUUGUGUAUAUAACGAACGAUAUUAAAUUUUUUAACAGAAAUUAGCAUAUGUAUUUUUAUUAUUUUUAAAUUUAGUCCAAUUUUAUUAUUGUGACGGUACUAACGAUAUAGAACUAUUGUUGGUAAACUGCACUGGGGCGAUUCCACACAUGAAGUUCUUGUCAAUUUAAAGGUUAUAUGCCGUUUUACUAAUUUGGCAUUUAUUAGAGUUAGGUCGACACCUUGUUGUUCCAUUUCCACUGUUUACCAAAAUGUUCUUCAGUAAUGUCAUUAAAUUUUGGCGAGGGAAUACAAAAAGUUAUAAAAUGUCAUAAAAAGUUAUAGAAGAUAUCACCUUGAGUAUAUGAAAUCCGCCAAAAUGAAGUAAAAAGAUUUUUUAUUACCCUUUCGUUGCUACACCUUUAAUGACGUCACAGUAUGACUUUGGGGUGUUCGCCACGACAUUUUGCUAACUUUGCUUGUAUUUAUUAGAAUCGUUUGGGUUUUCAUGGGGUGUCAUUGGGGAAGAAUAAAUGGUAGGUUGUACAUAGUAGAUAAUUAGAUUUUUAUUGAGUUCGAUAAGGUGUUACAAUGUAGAUUGAGUUAAUUCAAAUGAUUGUGGUGAACAUCUCAAAAAGAAAUACCAUAGCAAAUAUAGCUGACAUUAAACAGUGGGAGUUCCGUUCUGCACAGCUGAAAACAGAAAUACUCAAUACAUAUGGGUCACUUUUGAUUCCGGAACUACAUUUGUACUUCUUUUCGAGUCGAAAUGAUGAUGCCUACCAAUUUUACUUCGACCUUUGGUGAGUUGGGGAGAAUUUUCUUUAAUUUCUUUACUCAACACGGCUGUGUCGCUCACGAAUUUCAUUCAUGCACUUAAACCGUUAUUUAUUGUUUUGGGCACAGAAACGUUUGCAAAAUGUCUAUUUUGUUGGUUAGAUUCCAAGGGAAUUCCAUCCGUCGAAGACUAUACUUAAAUGGCGAGUUUUUAUUGUGUCCUCGCCUGCAUUUUGUUUCGUACACCAAUGGUGUACAUUAAAUGUGCAAUUAAGGAGUGCAACCAAAUCAUUCAGAUACAAGAGAGAUUUUCCCCCUUCAAUCCUCUUCUGAUUAGCUUGGAUUUCUUAAACCAGUAUUGCUCUUCUUAAUAAGUGGUCUCUACAGUUUCGGAAUGAUUCGGUUGCGCCCCGUUACAUGGUGUUUCGGCCAUGUUGGUAAAUACUUCAUAGUGUGGGCUCGGCAAUGACCUGUAUGGAGACAAAACAUCAUAAAUGUGUGGAUAACGUUGAUAUAAUUAUAAAUACAAAGAAUUUGAAAUAUAA